AUGGGCGAUAUAGUCCGAACCGACGUUUUGAUCGUCGGGGCCGGCCCGUCCGGGUUGAUGGCUGCCGCCUGGAUGGCCCAGAUGGGAGUGAAUACUAUCAUUAUUGACCAAAAAUCGCAUCGGACGCGAUGCGGUCGAGCGGACGGACUGGAGAGUCGAACUCUGGAAAUCCUGGACAGUUUCGGCCUUGCGGACAAAGUUUGGGCUCAAGCAAACCACACCGUAGAGAUUGCAUUAUGGGGCACCACGGCCGAUGGUAAGCUGCAAAGGCAGAGCGUCGCCGCAAAUUCCAAGCCUGGAUGGUCCAGGUUUCAUGAGUCUACGCUCAGCCAAGGCCAAAUAGAAGAAUAUCUCAUGGAAUAUGUGCUGGCUCGAAAGCACGUCGAAGUGAAGCGGGAAACAAUUCCCACUUCACUCGAGAUCGAUUACAAGACGAUCGACGACCAAGAAGCGUUUCCAAUCCGCGUCAAUCUGGAGAAUGCGCCAUCUGACCUCAAGAGUCCAACUGAUGGUGUGGGCACUCCGAACAGCGAGGCUCACUCGGACGACUCCGGAUACGCAGGCAUGGGGACAACCGUUGAAGCCAAGUAUAUUCUGGGUUGCGAUGGAGCCCAUAGCUGGCUCAGGAAGCAACUCGGGUUAAGACUGGAGGGCGAAAACUACGACGAUUAUUGGGGUGUUCUAGAUAUCAUUCCCUUGACGGAUUUCCCCGACAUCCGGAAAAGAUUCAUUAUCAAGUCAAAGCACGGGACUCUCAUGAUGAUUCCACGGGAAAGAAAGCUUGUGCGCGUCUACGUUGAGCUUCCACCCGAAGCGAGCGGCAGAUAUAGCGCAGAACGAAACCCCGAUGUCCUCAUGGAGCAGGUUGCAACCAUCAUGCAACCGUAUACCAUAAGGGCAAGUCACAUUGACUGGUCAACGACUUAUACCGUCGGCCAACGUAUCUGCCGAGAAAUUGGUAUACACAAUCGCAUAUUCCUCGCCGGAGACGCCAUUCACACGCAUUCCCCGAAGGCAGGACAAGGGAUGAACGUAAGCAUGCAAGACACGUUCAAUCUCGGCUGGAAAAUAGCGUCAGUCGUCAAGGGCGUAUUGCACCCACGUGUUCUCGAGACAUACCAACAAGAACGGCUGCCCGUCGCCGAACGACUAAUAGCAUUAGACCAACGAAUCUGCCGAGGAAUGUGCAGCCAGCAAAACGGAAAUCCAGCUGCCCAUCACGGCCGCUUCGACGAGGACCACAAGCGGGCGCUCGAGGAAGAGAAUUCCUCAAUGUCAGGGCUCGCUGUAAUCUACCAGCCUAAUUCACUGGUCACAUCAACAAUUCGGGACGCGCCUUUGCCCAAAAAUGUGGCGUCGUGCAGCAGCAAACCAUUUGUGGCUCCAAAUCUCCGAGUCGGCGCGCGCAUUCCUAGCGUGCUGAUUCUUAACCAAAGCGACUCGCAGGCAUGUCAUCUGCAGCAGAUUCUUCCCAGUACAGGACAAUGGAAUCUGAUCAUUUUUGGAGGUGACAUUGCGGGCGCGGAUCAGAAGCGCCGAGUCGAAGGCCUCACAGAUGCCCUCAAUUUACCAGAUUCUGCGUUCGAGAAGCUAAUUGACCCGGUCUCCGUGGCGCGGCGUGGGUUUCCAGCUCUUGGCGUAUAUCUCAUUCACUGUGCGGAUAGACUUCGCAUCGAGCUGAACGACCUGCCGAUGGUCUUCCGUCCUUGGACAAAAGACGGUGUGGACUAUGGUAGGGUUUGGGCGGAUAACGAAGCUUACCACCAUGCUGGUGGAGGAAAACUGUACUCGUCUUUUGGGAUUGGGGAUAAGGGCUGUAUGGCGUUACUGCGGCCUGAUCAGCAUCUGGCUUUUCUUUCGGAUAUAGAUGAUGUGGAGAGUUUAGAACAGUUUCUGUGGUCGAUAAUGCCUGAAGCGACGCAAAAGCCUGUGUCUUUAUAA
Penicillium pulvis is the source of this 1941-nucleotide messenger RNA. RefSeq names its product putative FAD monooxygenase. The coding region runs from base 1 to 1941 and encodes 646 amino acids. The transcript is spliced from 5 exons. Lineage: Eukaryota; Fungi; Ascomycota; Eurotiomycetes; Eurotiales; Aspergillaceae. Gene Ontology annotation, molecular function: FAD binding. The record is from RefSeq and is a predicted model, not a curated record.